Diospyros lotus (date-plum) is the source of this 1384-nucleotide messenger RNA. RefSeq names its product transcription factor MYB16. The coding region runs from base 157 to 1227 and encodes 356 amino acids. The record is from RefSeq and is a predicted model, not a curated record. The transcript is spliced from 3 exons. NCBI's taxonomy places the organism in Eukaryota, Viridiplantae, Streptophyta, Magnoliopsida, Ericales, Ebenaceae.
CUCUCUCUCUCUCUCCUGUCAUCCGGUCUUAAAGCCCAUCUUCUCCCUCUCUCUCUCUCUCUCUCUCUCUCUCUCUCUCUCUCUGUGUUUGGGGGGUUGUUAUAAUUAAGUAGCAAAUUGGUGUUGGGCGCUGCAAUCUUCCUGGGAGAGUGGGAAAUGGGACGUACUCCAUGCUGUGACAAGGUGGGCUUGAAGAGAGGACCAUGGACACCUGAAGAAGACAAGAAGCUCUUGGCCUACAUUGAACUACACGGGCAUGGAAGCUGGCGCGCGUUGCCUGCUAAAGCCGGUCUCCAGAGGUGUGGGAAGAGCUGCAGGCUAAGGUGGACGAAUUAUCUGCGACCCGAUAUCAAGAGGGGGAAGUUCAGUUUACAGGAAGAACAAACCAUCAUCCAGCUUCAUGCUCUCUUAGGAAACAGGUGGUCGGCCAUUGCAACUCACUUGCCAAAGAGAACGGACAAUGAGAUCAAAAACUACUGGAAUACGCAUCUCAAGAAGCGGCUGGCCAACAUGGGAAUCGAUCCGGUCACCCACAAGCCCAAGAACGAUGCCCUCUUGUCCAUCGACGGUCACUCCAAGAACGCCGCCAAUCUCACCCACAUGGCCCAGUGGGAGAGCGCCCGCCUCGAAGCCGAGGCCAGGCUCGUCCGACAAUCCAAGCUCUUGCGUUCCAAUUCUCUCCCCCACAAGCUCACCUCCCCGGCUCCUGCUCCGGCUGUGCCAGCCUCUGCGUCGCCGCCGCCGUGUCUUGACAUGCUGAAAGCUUGGAGCGAUUCCAUCGCCGGGCUGGGCGGCGACCUGGAGUCUCCGACCUCGACGCUUAGCUACUCUGAUAAUGCGCCGCCUUCGACGGCGUUUGUUGAGUUUGUGCCCAGUUCAGGGUCCUGCGACGGUGGAGUGCUCGAGAAAGAAGAGCAGUUUCCGACCCAUUUCCCGGAAUUCAAGAACGGAAUGGAGGACACCCUGUCGUUCCCGUCGGGGCUUCAAGAUUGGACUGUUUCUGCCGUGGACGACAGGUGGACGCCGGAGCCUUUCAGAUCGGGCGGCCAUGAGAUUACGCAUGUUAACGGCGGAAGCUUCAUGGAGAAGUUUACCGACCAGCUGGUCAGUAACUCCUCCGGUGGCCGAAGUGGCGGUGACAGUGACUACUAUGAAGACAACAAGAAUUACUGGAACAGUAUUCUUAAUUUGGUGAAUUCUUCUCCCCCAGAUUCACCCAUGCUCUAAUUAAUUGUAACCGAAAUCAUCCAUGGAACUCUCUCUCUCUCUCUCUCUCUCUCUCUCUCUGGUCUGCAUCAAUUAUUAAUAACUCCUUGUCUUAGCAAACCCAGAUCUUUGGAGUCAAUUAUGUUCAAACAAUAUAUAUAUAUAUAUGUACAAAACU